UUAAAGAUGUGGAUGGAACGAUUGAAUACCAAACUAAAAUUGUGAAAUUCUCUUCAGUUCAUCAUUUAUCUCUUCAUUUUCCGACCAAUUUCGGAGAUGAUUCAACUAAGAUUUACUACAUCGGAUUAAGUGGAGAAUGGACUAAAGCGGAUAGAGUUGGGGUUGUCAAUUGUGUUUACGAGUCCAGACCUAUGAUGGAGGAUCAUAAACAGGAUUUACAGAAUGAUAUCUCUGAACAAGACGGAGCAGUAUCCUCUGUCAGUGGCGGAGAUGGCUCCGACUUCUGAACAAAUCUUGUAAUAUAUAAAAGGAUGGUGGAGUAGCAUCUAUGAACGGAGCAGGUGGUUCAGCGUUCUAAAUCUGAAUUCCAUAUCAUAUCAUAUCAUGGACCCAUUUGGACUUACAUCGAAAGUCUGAAGGAAUAUGAUGACUUCAAUGAGAUGGUUUUGGAACGUAGACGAAGAAAUUGGAAACUGGUUCUGUGGAAUCAUAGAAGCUACUGAAUCAAAAACCUAUGAUCAACCCUGUGAUAAAUCUGUUCUAUCAAUUUGUAACUCGCUAAUCCUGAUUAAUAUAAUUAAUUACUUUUCAGA
Molecule: messenger RNA, 593 nt
Organism: Eurytemora carolleeae
Lineage: Eukaryota; Metazoa; Arthropoda; Copepoda; Calanoida; Temoridae
Product: PITH domain-containing protein CG6153
Cellular component (GO): nucleus
Source: RefSeq, a predicted model, not a curated record